This is a messenger RNA of Lipotes vexillifer (Yangtze River dolphin), 1709 nucleotides long. RefSeq names its product NDRG family member 4 (gene NDRG4). Bases 276 to 1391 code for a protein of 371 amino acids. The record is from RefSeq and is a predicted model, not a curated record. The transcript is spliced from 16 exons. NCBI's taxonomy places the organism in Eukaryota, Metazoa, Chordata, Mammalia, Artiodactyla, Lipotidae.
GACCUCUGCCGUGGGCCUCUGAGUUCCUGCUCCCCGUGAGAAUCUGAGCACCUCUCCCUGGGAGGGGAAGUUACUUGCUCGGAGUAGAGGCCAAGUGGCCAGGAAAGUGGGAAGCCAGAUUGGGCCCUGGUGACUGGGGAACUUCAGCCUUGGGGCCCCUGUGAAGAAAUGGCCAGGCACCCCACUGGAAACCAUAUCCUGGGUGCUGUGGCUGGAGAUAACAGAGGGCACUGGGCCUGCCCAGAAGAGCAGGGCUCCUGCUCCACGACGGGACCAUGGCCGGCCUGCAGGAGCUGCGAUUCCCCGAGGAGAAGCCACUGCUCCGGGGCCAGGACGCCACUGAGCUGGAGAAUUCCGACACCUUCCUCUCGGCUGUGGACACAGACUGGAAGGAGCACGACAUCGAGACGCCUUACGGCCUUCUGCACGUGGUGAUCCGGGGCUCCCCCAAGGGGAACCGCCCGGCCAUCCUCACCUACCAUGACGUCGGUCUCAACCACAAGCUGUGCUUCAAUACCUUCUUCAACUUUGAGGACAUGCAGGAGAUCACCAAGCACUUCGUGGUGUGUCACGUGGAUGCCCCCGGUCAGCAGGUGGGGGCCUCGCAGUUUCCUCAGGGGUACCAGUUCCCCUCCAUGGAGCAGCUAGCCGCCAUGCUCCCCAGUGUGGUGCAGCACUUUGGGUUCAAGUACGUGAUUGGCAUUGGCGUGGGAGCCGGAGCCUACGUGCUGGCCAAGUUUGCACUCAUCUUCCCCGACCUGGUGGAGGGGCUGGUGCUGAUAAACAUCGACCCCAACGGCAAAGGCUGGAUCGACUGGGCGGCCACCAAGCUCUCCAGCCUGACCAGCACUUUACCCGACACGGUGCUCUCCCACCUCUUCAGGCAGGAGGAGCUGGUGAGCAACACAGAGUUGGUGCAGAGCUACCGGCAGCAGAUCGGGAAUGUGGUGAACCAGGCCAACCUGCAGCUCUUCUGGAACAUGUACAACAGCCGCAGAGACCUGGACAUUAACCGGCCUGGAACAGUGCCCAACGCCAAGACGCUCCGCUGCCCUGUGAUGCUGGUGGUCGGGGAUAAUGCACCUGCCGAGGAGGGGGUGGUUGAGUGCAACUCCAAACUGGAUCCAACCACCACGACCUUCCUGAAGAUGGCAGAUUCCGGGGGGCUCCCCCAGGUCACACAGCCCGGGAAGCUGACUGAAGCCUUCAAAUACUUCCUGCAAGGCAUGGGCUACAUGCCCUCGGCCAGCAUGACCCGUCUCGCCCGCUCUCGAACCUCGUCCCUCACCAGCGCCAGCUCGGUGGACGGCAGCCGCCCGCAGGCCUGCACCCACUCAGAGAGCAGUGAGGGGCUGGGCCAGGUCAACCACACCAUGGAGGUGUCCUGUUGAAGCCCCUGGUCCCACGAAGAUGCUCACCUGCCCCCCAACCUGCAUCGACGUCCCACUGCCAUCCUUGUGCAGCUCAUUUCCCCUUUAGUUUAUUUUUGCGAGGGUGAAGGGGAGGAAAUGCGGUUACUUUUCUUUUGUUUACAAAGAUGAGGGGAUCCGUCCUAGAUGCUGCAGUGGAACAGUCUCCAGAUGGUUUGAGGGGCUCACUCCUCCCCUCCCCCCCCUCACCUCGUUAACUUGCCUGACUUACACCCUCUCUUCCAGUUCCCCAAGGCCCAGGCACGGUCAGGGCAGGGCUCCAGGGCAGGAGAUUAGCUA